GGCUAAGUCACCGUUGAAUGCUCCAGGACUCUUGGGGUACCCUGUACUCCGUACUUCGUGCUCUUAAGACAAGCAGGACGAUAUUUUCCAACCUCUUUGAAUUCGCUAUCUCAAGGACGGCAACGAUCUCAGUAAUACGCGCACAAUGAACACCUCAGUUGUCAACCGACUGGUGCCCUCUGUCUCGAGGCUUGCGACGAGGAGAGUGGCUGUCGCACCACGAGCAAGCACGACCCGAGCAUGCCAAUGGAACAGCGCCGCAUCUAGGAGGACAUUCUCCUCGAGGUCUACUUUAUACAUCAAAAAGUACACAGAGGACCACGAAUGGAUUGAACUCGACACGGAUGGAAAGACGGGCACGAUCGGUAUUACGGAAUACGCCUCGAAAGCCCUCGGUGAUGUCGUGUACGUCGAACUUCCCGAGCUAGAUAUGGACGUCAGUAAAGGCGACACCAUCGGUGCCGUCGAGUCGGUCAAGUCGGCGUCCGACAUCAUGACCCCGGUGUCGGGAAAGAUUGUAGACCACAACAAAGUGCUAGAGGAAAAACCAGGAACGAUAAACAAGAGCCCCGAAGGUGAAGGGUGGCUGGCCAAGAUCGAGCUCAGCGACACCACCGAGCUGGAAAGCUUGAUGAGCAAGGAAGACUACGACAGCUUUGAAAAGGAGUGAUUCAGGGAAAGCAGGGACAGGCGAUUUUCAAAGGAAGAGCCUCAGUGCUCAUACUAUGCGGUGUUUGGUUGCUGCCAAAAAACAUAUCCAACAUACAAAAACAAACACAACGUGUGUUCAACGACGACGGGGCUCAAAUAACUCGUACAAAUUUUGCAAUGGUAUAACUAAUUGAUACAGCUAAUCCCCAUUUUUUGUGGUUUUGCAGGUAAUGCAUCGUUGUGCAGACACGUUCACCUAAGAUACACGAGCCGAGCAGCCCCCCGAAUAACUCGAUGAACAGAUAAGGUAAGAUCACUUGGAAGAAUCAAUCUGGAACGGCGUCUGUGGUCCGACAUUGGGCUUCUUCAACGCAACUCUCCUCGUUCGGCAUGAAAGCCACUCUCACUGGUGUCUUCGAUUUUGUGAUGAUGCUUUGCUGGGUUUACCUCGAUGUCCGCCUCGAAGCCAUCGUCACUAUCGGCCUCGCCCAGAAAUGCGGCAUUCGUGGCAUCCAUCGCUUCGUGACUAUCCCCCUCUUCGGCUCUACGUGCCUCGAAACCGUCGUCUGAAUCGGCUUCACCCAGAAAGGCGGCGUUCCUGGCAGCGGAUGGAUCAAUGCCGGGGUACGUGUCACCCUCUUCGGCUCUGCGUGCCUCGAAACCGUCGUUCGAGUCAGCUUCUCCCAAAAAGGCCGCGUUGCGGGCAAUGGCAGGAUCGACGGCUUCGUCCGUGUCACCUCGUUCGAGCCUACCUGCUUCGAAUCCAUCGUCGGAGUCAGCCUCGCCUAAAAAGGCAGCAUUCUUGGCUUCAUCGUACGGGUCGGAGGAGACUUGACGAGACUGGUCUACGGCAGAGGCUGAAGGAGGGGGGACAUUGAUCGUGUUGGAGGAAGAGGUGCCGGCAGGGGCAGCGGCGACAGGUCGAAGGAGAGAAGAGUGGAUGAAUCGUUUGGACAAUCGAGAAGCAGCUCGAAGUGGGACGGUAGUCGUCAAGAGACCACCGGACCUAGUGACAGCUGGUAGCAGGGUGAGAAGUAAUGGACGUGAUGCCAUUGUCGAGAACAAUACAAUACGGUAGUGUUGAGUGAUAGGAUACAAUCACUACCCAGGCACUAUCGUUGGACUGUCAUGAAGCUCGAGGUUACAGGUACUAGUCACUCGCACGAGGUGAACACACUUUAGAGCAAGAGAAGAGGGGGAGAGAUGGAGGGGCCAAUGAUCAUCACCUGACGAAAAGAUGCAUAUCCGACGGCAUCCUUGAUUCGAGAAGUCUCUGAAAGGGAAAAGGGCAUGUGAAUUGUUGUGUUACUCUUACGGAGUCCGGAGUAGAUGAUGGAUGCAUGAGUCUGCACGGACUUGAUAGGCGAGCAAGUUUGCGGGGAAGCUUCACUAUUAAGGUGGUCUGUACGAGAACGAAUACGAGAACGGAGGGCAGGGUUUGAGGGCAGCCCAUAUGUCCCUAGAGUCUACAAUACGAGUCCAUAUUGGGAAUUUUCUAUCUAUACUUAGGUAUCUAUGGGCCUGAUUGAUAUU
This is a messenger RNA of Exophiala oligosperma, 2184 nucleotides long. RefSeq names its product glycine cleavage system H protein. Gene Ontology annotation, cellular component: glycine cleavage complex; cytoplasm; mitochondrion. Gene Ontology annotation, biological process: glycine decarboxylation via glycine cleavage system; protein lipoylation. The record is from RefSeq and is a predicted model, not a curated record. Lineage: Eukaryota; Fungi; Ascomycota; Eurotiomycetes; Chaetothyriales; Herpotrichiellaceae. The transcript has 3 exons. The coding region runs from base 146 to 670 and encodes 174 amino acids.